AAUUAAUGUGCAGAAUCGUGUUGUUGGAAUUUUGUUCAGGCGUGAGUUAGUCACGUGACACUGUCUGGGUGUCUUUUCCAACGUAUUUAAGCAAGGUGCUUAAAUAUAUAUGCAUGGGGUGUGUUUUAAUAAUACCUAACAAUUUUUAGAGUAAGUUUUCUUUAUCAUUUUCGGAUAAACAUUUCUCUCUCAUGAAACCGCGUCAAGAGUAAAACUUCGCUAGUUCCCGUGGUCACUCGUUAAUACACGGAAAUAGAAUCGGGCUAGCGCCGGAAACCAAGGAAAAAUAAAACGAGACGCUAUCGCGUGCGCGCUAUAACGGGGUUCAGCGGUCCAUUGCGAAACCAGGUCGCUCCGCUAGUCACAUAUUUGAAGGCUAGUGUUUUUGGAAGCGAAUCGUAUUGCAGUUUUCGUGGGAUUACCAUUCAUAUACAUUAUGGCAGGGUUGUUAGUGCGGCAUGUUCACUGCUAAACAGCCUUGUGCUUUCUUCUAACUUAAUUAGUAACAGCAGCCAGGGGGGUUAGUAAACAGCGAAUCUACGCUCGUGUCUGGUAGGUCUAGGCUCGAUUGCCCGCGGCGGCGGUGAUGAGAAUGGUAGACGAGGCUAUCAUAUUUCAGUUUCGGUGCCAAGACCUGAUAACAUUGCUCACUUCCGCCUUGGGCGGUCACGCUCGCCAUUUUGAGGAGACAGGGGAGCUGCUGAGAAAUUAUCAAUCUAUCGAACUCCAGACAGAUGUGCUACAGACAUACAGGAUAAUACUUGAAGCAUCCUGAAUUCUAUCAAGCACAUUUUUCAAAAUGGAAGCAGUCUGAUAGAGAGAGUGGGCCUCUGGAUGCUCUCGAACAUGAUUCUGUCUGUGAAGAUGAUGACGACGAUGAGGCUUUGAAUGAACUCCAGACUUUACUCAUCAUGGAGAAGAGAUUUCUGCUACUUCAAUAUUAUAACUCUUCGAAGAAGGUUGUUUUCAGCGGAGCUCUCACCCUCAAUUUAGUUUCUGAAAAUAUCAGGGCUAAGUUCAGAAUAACAAGUUUCACUGCUAAGUACUGGGACAAGGAUGUGGAAGACUUUGUAGAUUUGGAAGAAUCUUCCAUAGAGGAUCUUCAAGAGGACAGAGUAAUUAAAGUGAGGGUUUUUCCCAUUCCAAAUACUGAAGUGGCUGGCGUUACCAUGGUUACCACACUUGACCAAGAACGAGAGCAUAGAGAGCCCCCAAGAGAUGAGGUCCAGCCAUCCUCGGGGAUGCUGGUUGAGGUACAGCAGGUGAAGAUGGAGACGGAUGCACCGAGAACCAGUGAGGAAGCACCUCCAUACAGCCAAGGAUGCAAGACACCAGCUGAUGACGGCAGAUUGGAGUCUACCCAUGAACUCCCCAACAGAAAGCCAUGGCCGAAGACCUAUGUCUUCCCAUCUGCAGCCUGCCCCAGGUCUCUGCUGCAGAAGCUGGAAACACAGGAACCUUUGGAAAAACGGGACAUCAGCCUCCUCAAAGACAUCUUAUACAAGGAUGCCUCAUUGUACGAAGGGGGACUGUACCCAUCUGUGGAACGAUACAGUUUGCUGGUGGAUACCAUCCUCAGCUCAUUCCCCUAUCUGGCCAAGCAGGGUGAAGACAUGCCCCUUCAUCUAAUCAGGGUGUACUGGAGAGAAAAGCUGAAACAGAAAUGGGGCAAUGAGAGGAAGGUGAGGGACAGGGAUCGGCCGGAAGUUCAGGCAAGAACACGAAAAAAAAAAUCAGAACCUUCCGAGGAACCUGCUUCCAAGAGAGUCAACCUCACUUGGGGAUUGGCCAACUUCCUGCCUCCUCCACUUACGUCUGAGGAUAGUGAAUCCAUCGAAGCACACGUCGACUGGCUCCAGAGGGAGUUCAAGAAGACAGCUCCGUGUAUGCCAAAAGUAUAUCUGAAGAUGAACCUCACCUUUCCAGAAAGACGGAGGAAUGUAAUUACACAGGGUCUUGACGUCGGUGACCUUCUGCUGAAGUAUCCAUGGUUACAUCAAAGAGAACAGUUGCUGACAGAGUUCAGCCGACUUGAGCCGAACACAGCUUGCCAGAACAUGGACGACCUGUUGAUGGAUGGCUUCAGCAAGUACCACGAUUCCAUCACUCAUCUCGCCAAGGGAAGGAAGAUGCCCAGGUUCCAGCGGGACUUCUACGAAGAAAUGCUGCUUCUAAGAAUUGACUCCCAACGAAAGUAUUCAAGUCAGUGUGCAGCGGUGUUGGGACUAGGGACCCUCUUCAAGGAGAAGAUGGAGAAGGUCGUGAAGGUCAAGGACACUCCUGAUGGCGAGAUGGCUAUCCAGCUUAUUGCAUUGGACAAAAUCUCUACUACCUCCAGUGGAGCCUUCCAAGUCCACCUAGAAGGCCACCUCGUGUUUGUAGGAGAUACAUUCAUGCAGGCUGUAGCAGGUCUCAUGGCGGCAAUCUACACCUUCAAUCUUGCUUAUCCAAAAGAAUGCGAAAAAACUUUCCUUUUUAUUCAGAAAGUUGUACUGAGACUGGCAGAUGAUGAGCAAGUUGACAAGAGGAUAGUGUCAGUCCUCGCCCAAAUCCAGAAAGAAAGAAAUAAUUCCAAAUAAACAGACACCAGAGUGUAUCCUUCAUGACGCGAUAUCAACUUUGAUAGUAUUUAUUGAUGACAGAGUGAGAGAGUGAGUGUGUUUGGUUUUACGCCACUUUUAGCAAUAUCACUGCAGGGAACACCAGAAAUGGGCUUCACACAUUGUACCCUCUUGAGGAAUCGAACCAGGGUCUUUGGCGUGACGAGCGAAACUUUUAACCACUAGACUACCUGACCGCCCCUAUUGAUGACAGAACCUUUUGCAAGUGAAUGGAUGGUGUGAGUCAUUGACAUGUUUUUCAUUGAAUCACGACCUAUGAACAUAAUUUUGUUUAUUUGAUGUUUUUUCUGUAUCUAUAAAGUUUUUUUCAACUUUGUAGUUUUCUGUUUGCUGUUUUAUCCUGAAAGUGUACAUUUUGUGUUAUUACUAUAGAUAGUGAGUUUGGUAGUAUCGUUUUUCCGUUUAAGAAAUAUUCCAGCAAUAUCACGGCAGGGGACACCAGAAAUGGACUUCACACAUUGUAUCCAUGUGGGAAAUCGACCCCGAGUCUUUGACGUGAUGGCGAACACUGCUACCAUGAGGUUGCACUGUACACAGAGGUUUGUAGUUACAGAUCAUGAACUGUUAUGUACAGGGGCAUUUAAAAACAUUUGUUACACAAUUAUAUAAUGCUUAAAAAAAUAAAAGAAUUUUUUUCUCAGGCAACGGCUUUUAAAAACAUAGUGCGGGUGGGCGGUGUUGUUCAAACUAGAAUGUAACCUAAGAAACAAGUGUGAAACCAAAUAAACAGUUGUGUACAAUCAACCUGGGAAAGGGCCUCCCUACAUAAAUACAUUCCUUGAUGAGUAAAAUACUGAAAUACAAUGUGAAAUUAAAGGAUAUUUUUGUUUGUUUGUAAAAUGGAAAUAAAAAUAAAUUGUGCAGCGAACUUUUUGAUGAUACAAGCGGUGCCUGUAAACCAGGACUAUUUUUUUUUUAACCUAUUAAAGCCAUGUCAUUUAAGAACCUGCUGUAUGGCAAUGUUGGUAUUUGUCACAGUUUUAUUUAUUUUUUUAAAAUUAUUUUUUGAAUUUUUAUUAUCAUUUGCUGCACACUUGGGACCAAAUAUCAGCCUCUUAGCUAGUCUAGAUAAAUUCCUGGAUACUGAUCCUUUUGUAAGUGAUCAUGGCAUCCAAUUUGUGAUAUAUUUUACACAAAGAAAAACAAGCUUAUUUUGUUGCUGUUGACUUAAAAUAUGAAUGAAAACAGGUGUCUUUGCAGCAUUUGGCUAAUCUUGCAGGGCUUGAUUUAGCUAUAUUAAACAUCAUCAUUUGUAUUAUCAUGAUCAUAGUAACACUUACGUUUAUCAAUGUACUUGUAUAAUAAUUUGGAGAAAUGGGUUUUAUUAUAUACCUCAGUGUGAAAGACUGAGUUGUUCGAGGUUGAGAAAAGUGAUAUUUUCAAUUGCAGUGAACAUAACACUUGAUAUUUCACUGCAGUGCAUAUAGAACUUUGAGGGAACUAUUGGCUAUGCCACUCGUGAAAAUGUCUCCUUUUCCCCUCUCACGAGAUGAGGGAAACAUGAUAUUUCACUCAACACAUGAAAUAUCUUCUAUUUAUUAUAUACUUCAGUGUGAAAGACUGACUUUUCUGAAUUUGAGAAAAGUUACAUUUUCAUUGCAGUGAACAUAUCACUUGAUAUUUCACUGCUGUGAACAUGACACGGAUAUAUUGUCAUACUAGAGUUACCUCCCCUUAAACUGUCUCCCUUUAUCAUAAGUGUCUAGCCCAUACACAAAACAUUGACGUCCUAUUUACACUAGUUCCACAGUGACAUGGCAAAAUAAUGGCAGAUGGUAAUUUAUGGAGUUAAUAUUACUUCUUGCUGUUUGUUAUUCUCUCGAAAAUCAUCAGUAGAAACUAACAUUUUUAGUCCACAAGUCCUUACAAUGAUAACAUAUAGCAAAACCCUUAAGAAUGGCAAAUUUCUACUAGUCCUUUAUAUAUGAUAUCUCAAUUAUUGGGCAGUUUUGCAAGGACUACAGAACUAGUACUAAUUACUGACGCUGAAAAUGUUUCAUUAUAAACUGUAAAUUUCUCAUUUAACUCGUCAAUUGAGACUGUUUGUUUCGCAAUGCAGCAUUUUUGUUACUUGACCAGUGUGUUAUUCUUUCGCUUCAAACUGCAGUCUCCUAGUUUUUAAGAAUAUAUUUUGUUAGAGUUGAUUUUAUAUAUUAUCAUAUCUAAAUGUAUGAUAAAGAAUUAUCGUGACCCUACAUAUUUUUGGAUACUUUUGUUUAUAUUUUUAAACAUUUUGCAAACACGAAACUAGAAAUUUCAUUUUAUUAGUCCAUAAUGGUAACUUUCAUUGAUAGGAUGCAUCCGUGAAAAUCCGGGUUAGAAAUGGUCCUCAGCUACCCAUGCUUGUUGUAAGAGGCGUCUAAAGUGAUCAGGUGGUCAGGUUCGGUGACUUGGUUGAUGCAUGUCAUCUUAUCUUAAUUGUGUAGA
This is a messenger RNA of Haliotis rufescens (red abalone), 5048 nucleotides long. RefSeq lists its product as uncharacterized. The record is from RefSeq and is a predicted model, not a curated record. Bases 912 to 2579 code for a protein of 555 amino acids. The transcript is spliced from 8 exons. Lineage: Eukaryota; Metazoa; Mollusca; Gastropoda; Lepetellida; Haliotidae.